UGUUCCAGUCAAUCGCAGGCCACUCUGCUGAGCAUCUUCUCCCAGGAGUACCAGAAACAUAUUAAAAGAACACAUGCCAAACAUCAUACUUCGGAAGUGAUUGAAAAUUAUUACCAGAGGUACCUGAGUGGAGUGGUGAAAAACGGAGCGGCCCCCGUGCUCCUGGAGCUGGCCAAUGAGGUGGAGUAUGCACCCUCAUUAAUGGCUCGGAUUAUACUGGAGAGAUUUCUACAGGAACGAGAGGCAACUCCACCCUCGAAGUCUGUGGUAAGCAGUAUGCUGCGGGACCCCUCUCAGAUUCCAGAUGGAGUCCUGGCGAAUCAGGUUUAUCAGUGCAUUGUGAAUGACUGCUGUUACGGACCACUGGUGGACUGCAUCAAACAUGCCAUCGGUCAUGAGCACGAAGUCCUGUUGAGAGAUUUGCUUCUGGAGAGAAACCUGUCCUUCCUCGAUGAAGAUCAGCUCCGUGCAAAGGGUUAUGACAAAACGCCAGACUUUAUUUUACAAGUACCAGUUGCUGUAGAAGGACACAUCAUUCACUGGAUUGAAAGCAAAGCCUCAUUUGGUGAUGAAUGCAGCCACCACGCCUACCUGCAUGACCAGUUCUGGAGCUACUGGAACAGGUUUGGGCCGGGCCUGGUCAUCUAUUGGUACGGAUUUAUCCAGGAGCUGGACUGCAACCGGGAGAGGGGCAUCCUGCUCAAAGCCUGUUUCCCCACGGACAUUGUCACCUUGUGCCACGGCACCGACUGACCCGCAGAGCCCGGAGAGAGGCCGGGGGAGCCGGGGCCGGAAGCAAUCUCGAAUUCCUGCUCCGUAAACUCCUGGCAGCGUCUGCCCUGAACUUCGGCUGAACUCUGGCCUCCGCGGUCGCAGGGCCGCCCCUCCAGACAAACGUAUCGCGAGUUUCUGUUUCCCUUCUCCCCUAGCCCGUGUGAGCCGCCGAGAACUACAGACACAGCCCACUCAUUAUCAGCAUUUCUGUCUCUGUCAGACAGUUAGUUUAUAGAUACUCAUAAUCUUCCUUCCUUCCGCAUGGCUUCUCCUGUGUACCCAACAAAAGCAAGAAUGUGGAGGCUGAAAGGUGUGAUUUUUCAAUUCGCCUCCUAGUUAUCAAAUCACCCCCUUAUUUUUUUCCCCUCUAAGCGCCCAUUCAUUCUCUCUCCCUCCCCCUUUCUCUUCACCUGCAUUCACGGGUACCAUGAGCAUGGAAUUACGUUCCCCAGCCUCAUGCAAUUACCCCGCAAAAGCGGAGGAGAGCUGGAGCGUGGCGGCGGGCCCAGUUCUGCUCCCGCCUGCGGGCCUCGCUGGUGCCCCGUGCGGGGCUGGAGGCCUCCGACUCCGGGCACUAAGUGUCGCUGCAGAAGCGCGCUGGCUGAGAAUCCAUCUUUUCAUACUUCCUGUUCCAACGCCACCGACGUCACUGUGUCUGGAACCCGGGCUCCUCUGCUCCCGAUGGCUGGUUUAGCUUCCAAGGGCUGUGUGUCCACGCCUUUUAGCCAUCAUUUUUAUGAGUAAUUUUUUUAGACAUGUGCUCUGUACACACUGCUUUUGUAUCUGCAUUUUAUAUCAUUUAAUUAUGUAACACUCAAAUCAUUUAGACAUUAGAAAUAUUCUGCUUUGAAUGAAUUAUGUGCCAAAAAUAAACAGCAAUUUUUAAAUAACCACAAUAAAAGAGAUUUUCGUGAUUGUUCA
Dipodomys ordii (Ord's kangaroo rat) is the source of this 1695-nucleotide messenger RNA. RefSeq names its product chromosome unknown open reading frame, human C15orf41 (gene Cdin1). The coding region runs from base 202 to 753 and encodes 183 amino acids. The transcript has 10 exons. Gene Ontology annotation, cellular component: nucleus; cytoplasm. The record is from RefSeq and is a predicted model, not a curated record. Lineage: Eukaryota; Metazoa; Chordata; Mammalia; Rodentia; Heteromyidae. Gene Ontology annotation, biological process: erythrocyte differentiation.